Molecule: messenger RNA, 4676 nt
Organism: Prunus persica (peach)
Lineage: Eukaryota; Viridiplantae; Streptophyta; Magnoliopsida; Rosales; Rosaceae
Product: protein RNA-directed DNA methylation 3
Exons: 11
Coding region: 1974-4013 (679 amino acids)
Molecular function (GO): metal ion binding; mRNA binding
Source: RefSeq, a predicted model, not a curated record
AUCAAAUCACCUCCUCAAAGAAUUAGGGUUUUAACUUAAAUGGUGUAGAUACUGCUUUGUCUUUUACAGAGCUAGAAGGAUCUUAACUUAAACCCCCGUAUCUAUUGACAAUGGUUGAAAUUUUGGAUGAACCCCAAUCUUGGCUUAACUAUCCCUUUGUCAACGUUCAAGCUUUUCUUAAAAAAGAUGAUGAUUCCACCAUAUCAAAGGGAUUCCUUCCUAAAAUACAGAAUGGAAUGGUUCAGGCUCCACAAUAUCUACCAGAAAGAAUCUUGCCUGCAACUCGCCUAUGUUAUGAACCACUCAGUGACUGAAACCAACACCUUUGAACAACAUCCACAGCAGAAGAAAGUUGAAAAACUCCUCCAACGACCUGGGCAACCUGUUUGCAUUUAGUUCUCAAGAACAGGGGAUUGUAUGUUUAAAUAUAAUUGCAAAUAUCACCAUCCAAAAAAAUCAGACUGCAGUGUCCCCCUCGUGUGCACUGAGUGCCAAUGGCCUUCCUUUGAGAACAGCUCCAGAAUAUCUACCAAAAAAAAGCAUGUCUGCACCUCCACCCUUUGUUAUGAAUCACUCAGUCACUGAGACCAAUUCCUAUGAACAACAUCCACAGCAGAAGCAAGUUGAAGAACUCCCAGAACGAUCUAAUUGCAAAUAUCAGUAUCCAAACAAUCACACUGCAGUGUCCUGAGUGACAAGGGCCUCCCUUUGGGACCAGUUUAGGCUUUAGAAUAUCUUCCAGAAAGAAGCAUGCCUGCCCCCCACCAUAUGUUAUGAACUACUCAGUAACUGAAACUAACGCCUAUGAACAACAUCCACAGCAGAAGCAAGUUGAACAACUCCCAGAACGACCUGGGCAACCUGCUUGCAUUUACUUCUCAAGAACAGGGGAUUGUAACUGAAACUAACGCCUAUGAACAACAUCCACAGCAGAAGCAAGUUGAACAACUCCCAGAACGACCUGGGCAACCUGCUUGCAUUUACUUCUCAAGAACAGGGGAUUGUAAGUUUAUAUCUAAUUGCAAAUAUCACCAUCCAAAAAAUCAGACUGCAUUGUUCCCCUCAUGUGCACUGAGUGACAUAGGCCUCCCUUUGAGACCAGGCUAGAACAUUUGCACACAAUACAGUACCUAUGGCAUUUGCAAUUCUGGGCCAGCUUGUAAAUUUGACCAUCCGUCGUUAUCAACUUCCCUUCUGCUACCCGGCGACUACAAAUGGGGCAGGGAACAUCUGGAAGUAGAAGUAGAACUGAUGCUACAAUCAGUCGCAGCCACUGUAAUAAGUUUUGCAUGAAAACUGAAAUGGAUGCUAGAGCACAGGAUUCGCAUCACCAAGGACAUGCAACUCCUUUUAUGUUAUUUAGUCUUGGAAAUGUAUCAAACUUUUUAUCCCAGCUGCCACAGGCCUUUCAGUUUCAGAUGUGAGAACUUGAUGGAAUGGAUAACUUCCCGAGUAUCUUCAAUUGGCCACUUCUGUAAUGGAUAACUUUUUAGUCCCUCCAAAACCAAAACUACCGCCAACAAGGGAUAGAGAGGGGGUUUUCUUUUAAAUACAAAUUAGGUAUAACUUUACUAAGAAGGAUAUCAUACUUUGGUUUUGGGCUUGGUAAAUGGGGUUUGAAUUUUUUUUGGUAAUAGGUCAGUGAAAUUAAGCAACUCAAACAAAUAACACAUAAAGGAGGUUGGUGUUUGUGAUUGAAGGAGAAGGUUCAAGUCCACAAUGUUUCCUGUCGUGAGUUUUUCUUCGAGACGAAGAAAAAUUCAGGACGGAAAGAGAAAAGGAAAAAGCAGGUGACUUUGAUUUUACCAAUCAAAACACUGGCCCAAUUUCCACAAGCCAAAACUAAAGGGAAGGGAAUCAAACUCGAAUUCAAUGCCGUGGUAAUCAGAUGUGUGAUGAUAUGUGACUGGCACUGCAGGGUGUAAGCAAACCCAGCAACCCAGCUUCCUUCAUCAAAAACACGAUCAGCAGUGAUGUUGACAGCUCCCAUCGGCCUCCCAAAUCCCGACGUUCCGCCAAAUGCUGAACUCUCUGAUCUCGAUCUUGCCAUCCUUGAAGAGAUUCGGAAACUUGAUGCCCGCCUUGAUAAAAUUCGGAAACUCGACCCUGCCCUGCUUGAUAAGAUUCGAAAAUUCGACCCAGACGUCCAUGAUGAGCUUUAUAACAAUCAGGUGUCCAAGGACAAGAUGAAGGAAAGGGACGGGUUGGCAGCAGAGAAGCCAGGCCAGACCGAAUGCAAGGAUUAUUCCAGGUCAGGAGGACGUAAAUAUGAAAAAGCUUGUAGUUUAAAUCCCGGAAGAGGGGAACCUUCCGUAGCUCCAAUUCCAGAAUGUAACUUUCUGGGCCUGCCAAUUCGACCGGGGGAGAAAGACUGUUCCUUCUAUAUGCGAAAUGCCUCCUGCAUGUUUGGUACAAACUGCAGGUUUAAUCACCCUGAUCCUACAGCUGCAAGAGAAUCUGAACCCCCAUCUGGAUGUGGUAAUGGCGGAUCCGCAUCAUUACAAGGUGCAUCGUCAUCAACAGCAGCACCAUGGUCUGCACCAAGAUCAUUGAAUGAUGCUCCGCUUUAUGUGCCAAUGGUGAGUCCGCAUGUUCAGAUAGGAAGCUGGGGUAAUGCAGAUGGGGUUUGGGCCCAAUCAGAGGCAGGAAACAAAGAUGAAGCAAGUGGCUGGACAAAACCUGCUUUUAUUAAUGAGAAUCAGAAUGACAGUUGGAAGAAACCAAGUGGUGUAGAUGACAAUAGAAGAGCUUCCUGGGGUAAAUCAGAUGGAGGUUCUACUUGGACUAAACAAGAUGGAGAUCCUACAUGGAACAAACAAGGUGAAGGUUCUACUUGGAAUAAACAAGAUGGCAGUUCUGCUUGGAAUAAACCAGCAGGAGAUUCUUAUUGGAGUAAACAAGCUGGAUGGUCUUCAUGGGGUAAACAAGCUGAUGUAACAGCAGGACAUGAGUCUGGCGGAGUGGGGAAUCAAGAUAAUGGUUGGAAGAGGGCAAGUUCUUUUGGUGGCAGUCAAUCAAUGGAUGGUGUGAAUGGAGACCAACCUGAGGAUUUCAAUAAUAAUCGAAGUGGUGGGAAUUGGAGAGGUGGUUCAGGUAGAGGAAAUUCAGACGGAGGAGGUUUUAGAGGUGGACGGGGUUUUGUAGGUAGAGGUGGUGAUAGAGAGGAGGAUAGAGGGGGUUUUGGACGUAGAUGGGGUUUUGGUGGUAGAGGCGGAGACAGAGGGAGCUUUGGUGGUAGAGGUAGAUCAGACAAAGGAGGGUUUGGUGGUAGAGGCUACGGAGGAAGAGGCCGUGGGAGGUAUCAAAGUGGUGGUUGGAGCAAUAGAAAUGAAUCUAUUGAUAAUAACUCAUCAGGCUGGAGCAAAGGGGCAGACGGUGCUGGCGAGGGAUGGAAAAGGGACAAAGGUGGAGGAAGUUGGAACCAAGGAGGUGGCAGUAAGAACGAUUGGCAGGGUAGGAACUCUAGCGGAUGGAGUAGCCAGAGCUCCGGUUGGAACCAGUCUGAUGUGACUAAAGGAAUUGGUGGUUCGGGAUCAGGUUGGAAUCAGACAGUUGAGGCUAAAUAUACUGCUGGCACUCAGGACAAGGGAACAGGUUCUCAUAAUGAAGUGGGCACAAGCUGGGGAAACAAUUGGAAAUCAUCAGAUGCUUCUAAUGGGGACCAAUCGUCUAGGUGGAAACAAUCGACUGCAGCCAAAGAAGUCAAAGGAAACACUGAUCAAGACGGCGGCUGGAACAAGGGACCGAGCUCAAACGCACAAGCUGGGGGCUGGGGCAACCAGGGUUCAGGUUGGAACAAAGGAACAGGUUCAGGAUUUGGAGGCGGUACCGGAGAGCAACCAAGUGCUGCUGUUGGAGGUCAAUCAUCUGACUGGAAGCAAUCAAGUGCUGCAAGCGGGGGUCAAUCCUCUAGUUGGAAUCAAUCUGGUGAGGCAAAACAAGGAACUGAAGAAGGUGCAAAACUGACUAAUUCAUGGGGCAAAGCAGCAAGCUCUUGGGGGCAAGGGUUCUGAUGGUGGAAGUAGCAAAGGAGGGUGGUGAUCAAAUCACCUCCUCAAAGAAUUAGGGUUUUAAAUUAAAUGGUGUAGAUACUGCUUUGUCUUUUGCGGAGCUAAAAGGAUCUUAACUUAAACCCCCGUAUCUAUUGACAAUGGUUGAAAUUUUGGAUGAACCCAAUCUUGGCUAAACUAUCCCUUUGUCAACGUUCAAGCUUUUCUUAAAAAAGAUGAUGAUUCCACCAUAUCAAAGGGAUUCCUUCCUAAAAUACAGAAUGGAAUGGUUCAGGCUCCAGAAUAUCUACCAGAAAAAAGCAUGUCUGCACCUCCACCCUUUGUUAUGAAUCACUCAGUCACUGAGACCAAUUCCUAUGAACAACAUCCACAGCAGAAGCAAGUUGAAGAACUCCCAGAACGAUCUAAUUGCAAAUAUCAGUAUCCAAACAAUCACACUGAAGUGUCCUGAGUGACAAGGGCCUCCCUUUGGGACCACAGAAGCAAGUUGAACAACUCCCAGAACGACCUGGGCAACCUGCUUGCAUUUACUUCUCAAGAACAGGGGAUUGUAAGUUUAUAUCUAAUUGCAAAUAUCACCAUCCAAAAAAUCAGACUGCAUUGUUCCCCUCAUGUGCACUGAGUGAAAAAGGCCACCCUUUGAGACUAGGCUAGAACAUUUGCACA